Molecule: messenger RNA, 1592 nt
Organism: Erinaceus europaeus (western European hedgehog)
Lineage: Eukaryota; Metazoa; Chordata; Mammalia; Eulipotyphla; Erinaceidae
Gene: GPR27
Product: G protein-coupled receptor 27
Exons: 1
Coding region: 363-1496 (377 amino acids)
Biological process (GO): G protein-coupled receptor signaling pathway
Cellular component (GO): plasma membrane
Molecular function (GO): G protein-coupled receptor activity
Source: RefSeq, a predicted model, not a curated record
GCGGCGGCGUUGGAGGAGGAGGUGGAGGAGAGCGGCGCGCGAGGAGCAGCACGCGGGGGGCUGCGGGCGGCGCCGGGGCCCUGUCCGCAGUGAUGCCCGCGGCGCCCGGGGCGCAGGGAGUGGCCGUCACCUCCUGCGCGCACCAUUCCUGAGAUGGCGGCGGCGGCGCGGCGGCGGCGGCGGCUGGGGGAGCCGAGGAGGGGCCAGCAGGGCGCGGGCUGAGCGCCGCCGGCUCGGGAGCUCGCCCCAGGCCCGCGCGGCGCCGGCGACGGAGCCCGGGCGGGCGGGCGGGCGGGCGCGGCCUGCGGAGCGGCGAGGCCCGGGCGGCCCGGGAGCGGAGCGCGCGGCCUGAGGAGGCCGCGAUGGCGAACGCCAGCGAGCCAGGCGGCGUUGGCGGCGGCGAGGCGGCCGCGCUGGGCCUCAAGCUGGCCACGCUCAGCCUGCUGCUGUGCGUGAGCCUGGCCGGCAACGUGCUGUUCGCGCUGCUCAUCGUGAGGGAGCGCAGCCUGCACCGCGCCCCGUACUACCUGCUGCUCGACCUGUGCCUGGCCGACGGGCUGCGCGCGCUCGCCUGCCUCCCGGCCGUCAUGUUGGCGGCGCGGCGCGCGGCGGCCGCGGCGGGGGCGCCCCCCGGCGCGCUGGGCUGCAAGCUGCUCGCCUUCCUGGCCGCGCUCUUCUGCUUCCACGCCGCCUUCCUGCUGCUCGGCGUGGGCGUCACCCGCUACCUGGCCAUCGCGCACCACCGCUUCUACGCCGAGCGCCUGGCCGGCUGGCCGUGCGCCGCCAUGCUGGUGUGCGCCGCCUGGGCGCUGGCGCUGGCGGCGGCCUUCCCGCCCGUGCUGGACGGCGGCGGCGGCGGCGAGGACGAGGACGCGCCGUGCGCCCUGGAGCAGCGGCCCGACGGCGCGCCGGGGGCGCUGGGCUUCCUGCUGCUGCUCGCCGUGGUGGUGGGCGCCACGCACCUCGUCUACCUCCGCCUGCUCUUCUUCAUCCACGACCGCCGCAAGAUGCGGCCCGCGCGCCUCGUGCCGGCCGUCAGCCACGACUGGACCUUCCACGGGCCCGGCGCCACCGGCCAGGCGGCCGCCAACUGGACGGCGGGCUUCGGCCGCGGGCCCACGCCGCCCGCGCUCGUGGGUAUCCGGCCGGCGGGCCCGGGGCGCGGCGCGCGCCGCCUCCUGGUGCUCGAGGAGUUCAAGACGGAGAAGCGGCUGUGCAAGAUGUUCUACGCCGUCACGCUGCUCUUCCUGCUGCUCUGGGGGCCCUACGUGGUGGCCAGCUACCUGCGCGUGCUGGUGCGGCCCGGCGCCGUCCCCCAGGCCUACCUGACGGCCUCGGUGUGGCUGACCUUCGCGCAGGCCGGCAUCAACCCCGUCGUGUGCUUCCUCUUCAACCGGGAGCUGCGGGACUGCUUCAGGGCUCAGUUCCCCUGCCGCCAGAGCCCCCAGGCCACCCAGGCCGCCCUGCCCUGCGACUUGAAAGGCAUUGGCGUGUGAGGGGGGCUCUUCUCGCCCCUCGCCCUUUGCUCUGGACAGGGACGUCAUUCCCCCACCUUUUCUAGCCACCCACCCCCCUUUUUUUUUUGGUUUGUU